Rhincodon typus (whale shark) is the source of this 2983-nucleotide messenger RNA. It is a transcript of the gene neto1l, whose product is annotated as neuropilin (NRP) and tolloid (TLL)-like 1, like. Bases 1069 to 2580 code for a protein of 503 amino acids. The transcript has 9 exons. Lineage: Eukaryota; Metazoa; Chordata; Chondrichthyes; Orectolobiformes; Rhincodontidae. The record is from RefSeq and is a predicted model, not a curated record.
ACGAGAGGAGAAUGAACGAAAACAACCCUAUUAUAUCGGGAUAACUAUUGCCUAGUGUGUUGCUGUGUGGAGGACAAGGCUGUUCGAGUGUCCGUUUGAAAUCAUACAUUUAUUGAUAAAAGGAGAGAUGAGAGAGAGAAAAACACUCCUUUGCAGUUGCUUAGGUUCCCGCCAUGUUCCUUGGCUGCAGAUAUAUUGACUGCAGCAACUUAACUGGUGUCCUGGUAGCUUGGUAAUCCCCCCCUUUUUUUGAGAUGCUCUGAAUUUCCAACUGGACUCUUGGAUUAUGAUGCGGAACACUCGUCCAGCUCUCGGCGCCACUGCAUUGAGACUGGGGUGAACUUUUCUUUUAUUUCAGGGACCGCGACGCGUUUGGUGGACAGCGAGAGAGACCCCUGGAUAGGCCACAGAAAAAGAGAGACAGAAGUCGAAAUCUAAUGCAAAACACGUUCGACAAAAGCAGAGUGAGCUGCCUGUGCCGGAGCAAGAACGAUGUCAAGAAGGUACCGUGGGCAGACACAAUCCAUUUCAACUUGAUGCAAAAUCCUGUAAUUGACGCCUGGCUUUUUCCAAAUGCAUCUGGUCACACCUGUGUAUGUGUGCGUGAGCGUAAAAGGAUUUUGUGUUAAAUACGCUUUGGAAAAAAAAGGGGAGUAAUUCUGCUUUUGUACGGCUUCUCCCAGAAGAUUGAGAAGGUGGAGCGAUUAAAGGACUGAUGACGGACCUAUUAAUCCCUUCGAUGCAUCAAAAGACGCCGGGAAUCGUGGCAACAUUUGUGUGGGAAUCAUGGGGACAUUCUGAUCAACCUGGAGUCCUGUGCGAAACUGCUGGGGAUUAGUUUGGGUUGAGUUUUGAAAACCCACAAACAUAUACACACCUCUACACAUGUAUGUCUUUCCAGACACAGCGUUCCAGACGGGAGCUGGGGACUUGGAUAAGCUUGUGUGAGCAUCUUUCUUCCUGAAUCCAUUCAACCAUCCCAUCCCAUCCAUCUCCCGUCAGCCUGUCAGCUUCGCAUUGCUUCAAUGGAAUUGGUUUGGAUUGGAGCCCCUUGCAUUAGAAUCAGACAUGGUCCAUGGGUAUCAGCACGGAUUGCUUCACGUUGUAUCAAGUCUUAUCCUGCUAGGACUCUGUGUGUCAACAAAAAAGACAUCAGACAAACCAACCUCUUCAAAGUCAGUGCAGUGUGGCUCUUGGAUCAAAAAUCCAGAUGGUGGCUUCUUCACAUCUCCCAAUUAUCCAAACAAGUACCCUCCUGACAGAGAGUGCACAUACAUCAUUGAAGCUGCACCAAGACAAAGCAUUGAACUUUACUUUGAUGAAAAGUACUCCAUUGAACCUUCUUGGGAAUGCAAAUUUGACCAUAUUGAGGUGCGAGAUGGACCUUUUGGAUUUUCUACUGAGAUUGGACGUUACUGUGGUCAAAAUAUUCCACCUUUUAUAACAUCAUCGGGUAGAUAUUUAUGGAUUAAAUUUGUUGCUGAUGGUGAGCUCGAAUCUAUUGGAUUUCUGGCAAGAUACAACUUUAUACCAGAUCCUGAAUUUGCACACCUUGGUGCCCUGAAACCAUUGCCAGCAUGUGAGUUUGAAAUGGGAGGACCUGAGGGGAUCAUUGAAUCAAAACAAGCCGUACAAGAAGGCAAAGCCAAUCCCACAGAGGCAGUCGAUUGUAAAUGGUACAUUCGAGCACCACCAAAAUCCAAGAUUUACUUGAGAUUUCUCGACUACGAGAUGGAGAAUUCAAAUGAGUGUAAGCGCAAUUUUGUGGCAAUAUAUGAUGGAAGCAAUGCAGUGGAGGAUCUUAAAGCCAAAUUCUGCAGCACCGUAGCCAAUGAUUUGAUGCUUCGCACAGGGUUGGGCGUCAUUCGCAUGUGGGCUGAUGAGGGAAGUCGGAGCAGUCACUUCCAGAUGCUUUUCACAUCCUUUCAAGAACAGAAAAGAAAGGCUAAUCUACUGGACCAGCUUACCAAUACCAGUGGGACUAUAAUUGGAGUCACAUCUUUCAUUGUGAUUAUUCUCAUUGUUAUCUCUGUAAUAGUUCAGAUCAAACAGCCACGCAAAAAAUACAUCCAAAGAAAACCAGACUUUGACCAAACAGUUUUUCAGGAGGUUUUUGAGCCUACGCAGUACGAACUCUGUUCACUAAAAGGAAAAGGGGCUGCAGCUGACCUAGGGGACAUUGUCGACGACUUUGAGAAUUACCAUAAACUGAGGCGAUCAUCUUCUAAAUGCAUACACGACCAUCACUGUGGUUCCCAGAUAUCAAGCAUUAAAGGUAGCCGUAGUAACCUCAGCACCCGUGAUGCCACCAUCCUCUCAGACAUACAGCCACAGCCAGUGAAGCCCAGUGUCCAGUCUUUAAGCAGGCGGAGUAUCCUAGUCAUGAAGCACAGCUACUCACAGGACGCAGCAGAUGCAUGUGAUAUUGAUGAAAUUGAAGAAGUCCCGACUACAAGUCACAGGCUGUCCAGAAAUGAUAAGUCUGUCCAGCGACUGCUUGAGAAUAAUGUGCUGCUGGAUGAUUUUGAACAUGCAUCAAAGAAUUUUGAAAUUGUGGACCUUGGACAUACACCAGCAUGAGUAUCUCGGACAUCAAUUUAUCGCCUGUUUCCUGAACCAAAUGUAGAUGUGCAAUAAUGAUGUAAAGACCAGUCUUUGUGUAGCCUUUUGUUUGAGCUGCAGUCGGAUCCAGGAUGGUACAAAUAUCUAUAUGUUUGUUUAAGACAAAUACAGGCUGAAGGUCAAGUGCAAUGGUGGAAGACCAAGGAUCCAGAACAAUGUAACUCAGCACUGAGGAGUAACUCCUCAAAUGCAAAAUAAAUAAAACUAUAAUAUGUCCAUAUUGGAGCACUGUAGAAUCCAGGCAUUUUAUUCAUCCUGUUUCAUUGCGACUAUAAUGAUUUAAAAUGUGUGUUUUCUUUAAAUAUUGCUUAUAAAAUAUAAAAUAAUUUGGAAAGUUUUAUUUCAUGAAAGGUAGUUUAAA